Molecule: messenger RNA, 2853 nt
Organism: Pelobates fuscus (common spadefoot toad)
Lineage: Eukaryota; Metazoa; Chordata; Amphibia; Anura; Pelobatidae
Gene: CHN2
Product: chimerin 2
Exons: 13
Coding region: 356-1762 (468 amino acids)
Biological process (GO): positive regulation of GTPase activity; regulation of small GTPase mediated signal transduction; signal transduction
Molecular function (GO): GTPase activator activity
Source: RefSeq, a predicted model, not a curated record
UGCAAGGUUUGCUGGCUGGGUAAUCAGCAUGCUUAGAUGUUGUGGGAGGAGGAUCUCCACUUUCCCCUGUGCCAGGCUGCUGUCAUUGCUGGUUUGAGCAGAGCAGGCGUCCACAAGCACUGGGACAUUGCUGAUGUGUGUAACAAGGCUAAAAGCUCUGCCGUGCCAGCCUGCCUGAGUACACACAACCACACACCUGCAUGGGGGGACAGGAGGAUACAAACUAACAGCAUGCACGUCAUCUGACAGAGCAGAGCAGGAAGUGUGUGAGAGCAGUGCUGGGCUGCUCGGCAGGUCUCUGACAUGGACUGCUAGCAAUCUUGGGGAUCUGUACUUGCACUGUCCCAGCAUAGAGAUGGCGGCAUCUAGUAACUCCAGUCUGUCAGGAUCUUCAAUCUCAUCAGAUGCAGAGGAAUACCAGCCGCCCGUAUGGAAAUCAUACUUGUAUCAAUUGCAACAGGAAGCUCCUCGGCCAAGAAGAAUUGUAUCCCCUAGAGAGGUGGAGAACAGACCCAAGCACUAUGGACGAGAGUUUCAUGGUAUAAUUUCUCGGGAGCAGGCGGACGAGUUGCUGUGCAAUAUGGAAGGAGCGUACCUCAUUAGAGAGAGUCAGAGACAAUCCGGCUGCUACACGUUGGCCCUCAGAUUUGGUCACCAGACGUUAAACUACAGACUUUUCUAUGAUGGGAAGCACUUUGUGGGAGAGAAGAGAUUUGAAUCGAUCCAUGAUUUGGUAACAGACGGCCUUAUAACAUUGUACAUAGAGACAAAAGCUGCUGAGUAUAUUGCAAAAAUGACAAAAAAUCCCAUUUACGAACAAGUUGGAUACACGUCUUUACUGAAAGAGAAGGUCACGAGGAGACUAAGCAGGACGAAAAAUACAUCAAAGAAAACGCAGCUAUCACGUGAAGCAAAUUCCUCUGUGGAAAAGAUCACUUCGCUGGUCAGAAGAGCGGCCUUAUCGCAGAAUGACAACAAUUUCAAUUACGAGAAAGCGCACAACUUCAAGGUCCAUACUUUCCGAGGACCACACUGGUGUGAAUACUGUGCCAAUUUUAUGUGGGGUCUCAUUGCUCAGGGGGUCAGGUGCUCAGACUGUGGACUAAAUGUACACAAGCAAUGCUCCAAGUAUGUGCCAAGUGACUGCCAGCCUGACCUCAAGCGUAUAAAGAAAGUGUACAGCUGUGAUCUCACAACAUUAGUGAAGGCACACAAUACUCCUCGACCUAUGGUAGUUGACAUGUGUAUCCGAGAGAUCGAAGGAAGAGGUCUGAAGUCAGAAGGUCUCUACAGAGUUUCAGGAUUUACCGAGCACAUUGAAGAUGUAAAAAUGGCCUUUGAUCGAGAUGGCGACAAGGCUGACAUCUCCUGUAACGCAUACCCUGACAUAAACAUAAUUGCAGGUGCUCUCAAGUUAUAUUUCCGGGACUUGCCUAUUCCAGUGAUAACCUACGAUUCAUACUCCAAGUUUAUAGAAGCAUCCAAAAUCGUCAAUCCAGAUGAGAGGUUAGAAGCCGUACAUGAAGCACUGAUGCUCCUGCCUCCAGCACAUUAUGAGACGCUCAGGUUUCUGAUGAUACACCUCAAAAAGGUUACGCAGAAUGAGAAGGACAAUCUGAUGUGUGCGGAAAACCUUGGAAUAGUGUUUGGACCUACACUGAUGAGGCCUCCUGAAGAAAAUGCAUUCACAUCUCUUAAUGAUAUGAGAUAUCAGAAGUCAAUUGUGCAGAUCUUAAUACAACACGAAGAUGUAUUAUUCUGAAUAAAUGAAGGUCCGACGCUUCCAGUCAGCGCUUUGAACGGCCAGUUCAGGGCUGUGCAGAUUUAUACUGUAAAGUUCACUAGCUGAACUCAGAAUUCUGUUGUGUUGCAGGACACAGAACAUGCCAAAAUAUUUAAUAUGACAUGUGUCUCAUAGACAUAUGAACAUGUCUCCUUUAAUAGAGGGGGAACAUUUACCCAGAAAAUGUAGUAGAACCUCCUUUACUGUAUCCAAAAAGAAAAAUGUAUUUUUGAAUUGAAUUUUCAAAUUUAGACUGAAUGAAGUAAUGCUGUCUAAGCAUAGCCUAUUUUUUUUUUUCUUAAGAUUACCUGAACUGCGAUCUUUGUACAUUUUACUUGUUCAUACUGACGUACGGAAAUAUUUUUUGUGUUUCAUUUUGCAGUUGUGUAAAAUGGUAUGUUUCACCAAGCAGUAUGAAGUAAGAGAAUAUUAAGUAAUUAUUCACUUCAUAGAUUUAUUCCUUCAGAAAAAAAAAUCUAAUCGCUUUAAAAAUAAUAUAAUAUUAGUUUGAGUUGAAUUAUCAUUUAGGGUUUUUCCACUAAACAAAGGAAUUGUGGGGAAUGAAAGCAAGAUGGCCACUAUAGAAAUAUAGUUGGAGUUGAAUACAUUUUCCAAUCAAGCUAUUUUUACCUAAAAUCUGCAAUCUUAAAAGCCCAACAGGAACAACAGUGAGAUAUACCUAUGUGUAUGCUCCCAUAUAUGUAAAACGCGUAGGCAAUCUAUUUUGGGUGUACUUUAACUCUCUCUGAGUCAUUCUUUUAGUAUUUUUUUUAUAUAUAUUCACAUUAAUCAUGACACAUGAGCUUAGAAUUGUAUUGAUGUUCCUGCAGUGGAUUCAGAUUUCAGUUUUUGAGUACCGGUAAUCAAGAAGCAGAAUUCACAUAUAUCAUUCCCUGAGAAGACCUACAUACCACCUGGCGUGCAACCAAGUUUGCUAAAAAUGUCCUAAAAUCUGCAGUCCCCUUGUCAAUCCUCCCCAAAUCCUUGUCUAGUGAAAAAUCCCUUGAAUUCAUUUUCAAAUUUCUUUAAUUUAUCAUUGGGAAAAUGUCUCAACAUUGAUUCUUUUUUUU